GUGCUGAAAUGAACAACAGAUAUCACCGAGCAGCACGAGACGGUCAUGUGACCCUACUGAAGGAGGCCAGCAGGAAAGAGCUGAACACUGAGGAUGAAGAUGGGAUGAGUCCGGUGCUGUGGGCGGCUCACCACGGCAACCUGGAGGCUCUGAGAGUGAUGCUGGGGCGAGGAGGCGACCCGGAUAAGUGUGAUAUCUGGGGAAACUCUCCUCUUCACCUGGCCGCAGCCAACGGCCACCUUGACUGCCUUUCAUUCCUCGUCUCAUUCGGUGCAAACGUGUGGUGUCUUGAUAACGACUUCCACACCCCCCUGGACCUGGCCGCCGUGCGAGGACACAUGGAUGCCGUACGGUAUCUGGACUCGGUCGCUGCCAAGCAGAGCGCUCUUAACCCCAAACUGGUGAGGAAGCUGAAGCAGCGAGCGUUCUGUAAUGCAGAGCAGCGCAUUAAACACUGUGCUGAACUGCAGCACCAGAACCAGCGACGCAUGGAGAAAAAAUUCCUGAAGGAGACCGUGGGUUCGGCCGCAGCCGGGUCUGUGAGGUUCUCCAUCAGCGACGGACACAAAAUCCCACAAUUCAACACUGUUACCUCCGGCAUCACCUACACACAGGCCACAUUAAACUCCAUGCCAAAAUCUAAGACAAAGAUCCCAAAGUGUCUGGAGAAAAAGAAGAAGAAGAAGAAGCAGGCUGAUGGCACCUUUAAGAUCUCUGAAGAUGGAAGGAAAAGUGUGCGCUCUCUAUCUGGGCUUCAGCUGGGGAACGAUGUGUUGUUCCUAAAGCAGGAGACAUACAUAAAUCCUCGUCACAGACUUCAUGUUCGGAACAUGUUCCCUCAAAACCCAAAUGAUGGCAAUGAUGAUGAUGAUGAUGUAGUUGUGGUUUCACAUGCAGUAAGUGAUCCAGGUUUAUACAAUGAGCCAGGAGAGGACUCUCUGUUCUCCCGCCCUGGGCUCGGGACACUCGUUUUCCGGAGGAAUUACAGCAGUGAUGGAGUUCAGGAAGUUGAUGCUUUUGGUGUAGAAGGUGAGGAGUUGUGGAGAAAAGAGAAUUCUUACUUCAGUGAGUGUGAGCGUGUACGUCUCAGACAUUCCAGUCUGUGUCAGGACACCUGCAGCAGCUCUGCAAGACUUCAAGACAGAUACUCAAAGGCGUUUCUGUGGGACUGCGAUGAUGAUGAAGAUGAUGGUGAUUAUGAAGUAGAGUAUGAUGACCUGCAUCCUUGCUCCUCCCCUCUGGAGGUGUUCUUGUUGUCUCAGGGUCUAGAGGAGUUCCUGUCCCUGUUCAUGAAAGAGCAAAUGGAUUUGGAAGCUCUGAUGCUGUGCUCGGAGCCUAACUUGGUCAUCAUCAAUGUUCCACUAGGACCCAGGAAAAAGCUUCUGGAAGCCUGCAGUCGUCGCACACACACUCUGCAGCGAGCCAGGGCCAUGUGUGAUACUCAGCUCUAAGAAUGUGUGAACUUAAGUGGUGCCUACAACAGUUUAAGAGUUCCUUUAUGUGAAUUAUUCAUAUUUAUGUUUGUUUUAUAUGGAUAUAUAUUAGACACAGUCGGGUUUGUAGAAAAUGAUCAUUUGAAACAUGUUAAAAAACUUGUGCGUGACAAUGUGUAUUGAAGAACAGGUAGAUGUUGAGACAGUAUUCGUCCAUUAAGUGUGUUAUAAAUGUUGUGAUGUCUAUUAAUUGUAUUUUGCUAGAGCUUGUUCUAACGCUGUAAUAUACUGUAGUGAUUUAACAUCAGCUGAUUUUGGUCCAUCUACCUCUCAAGCAUGAUCCUUCCAUCCUCUACCACUCUAUCCUCUACCACUGCUCCACUGAUCCCUCCAUCUUGCAUUCUUUUUUUUUAAGUUAAAGUAAAGUACUGAAGUUUUGGCUCUGGCAUGUACUUA
Molecule: messenger RNA, 1889 nt
Organism: Silurus meridionalis
Lineage: Eukaryota; Metazoa; Chordata; Actinopteri; Siluriformes; Siluridae
Product: Usher syndrome type-1G protein homolog
Exons: 4
Coding region: 9-1451 (480 amino acids)
Molecular function (GO): protein binding
Source: RefSeq, a predicted model, not a curated record